UAACCGACGCAUGCGCAGAUAUUUUCCUAGUGUAUAUCCGCCAUUCAUGCAAGUCGAUUUCGUUAGUUCUGUGUGUUGAGCCUAUGAGCCUAGCAAAAGAACAAUGAUAAUAUUUAGUCACGAUCUUCCUACGUAAAACUUAGAAAAAGUGUUAUUCGAACGAUCAGUUAAAAAAUGCUGGUCAAAUAAUAUCUAAAAGGAGUAAAUUAAUUAAGCUGAGGCAGCAGAUAUCAAAUAUAUACUAUGGGGUCACUUUUGGAUACUCCAAAAACAGAUAAAUACAAUGAACAUGGUGCUGGCAAUGGAUUACGUUAUGGAGUUGCCAGCAUGCAAGGCUGGAGGAUGGAGAUGGAAGAUGCUCAUAGAGCCAUAACUGGUUUGAAAGGUGGUCUCUCGGAUUGGAGUUAUUUCGCAGUGUUUGAUGGGCACGCAGGUGCAUCAGUAUCAGCUCAUAGUGCAGAACAUUUGUUAGAAUGUAUAAUGCAAACGGAGGAAUUUAAAGCUGAAGAUGUAGCCAAGGGAAUUCAUUCGGGUUUUCUUCGAUUGGAUGAUGAAAUGAGAGAGUUACCAGAGAUGAGUUCUGGCACGGAAAAAUCUGGUUCAACAGCUGUUUGUGCAUUUAUAUCUCCCAGAAAUAUAUAUAUAGCCAAUUGUGGCGAUUCUCGAGCUGUACUUUGUCGAGCAGGAGAUCCAGUUUUCUCCACGCGAGAUCACAAACCUGUCUUACCAGCCGAAAGAGAAAGAAUUCAAAAUGCUGGUGGUAGUGUAAUGAUUCAAAGAGUUAAUGGAGCUUUAGCUGUUUCUCGCGCAUUGGGCGAUUAUGAGUACAAAAAUUUAAAAGAUCGAGGCCCCUGUGAACAGUUAGUGUCCCCAGAACCAGAAAUAUUUGUUCGAGAUAGAGAUGAUGAACACGAUGAAUUUCUAGUUUUAGCGUGUGAUGGUAUUUGGGAUGUAAUGAACAACGAAGAUCUAUGUAAUUUUAUACAUUCAAGGUUGCUGCUUACUGAUGACUUAGAAGCAGUUACAAACCAGGUUAUAGACACCUGUCUUUAUAAGGGUAGCAGAGAUAACAUGAGUAUAGUUUUGGUAACGUUUCCUGCUGCUCCAAAGCCAAGCCCAGAAGCUCAAAAAAAAGAAGCCGAGUUGGAAAUGGCCAUUGAAAGGAGAAUCAAAGAAAUAGUUGCUGAACAGAAGGAUGAGAAUGAAUUUGAUUUUUUGAAAUUGCUGCAACUUCUCAUGGACCAAGAUUUUCCUAAUUUACCUCCUGGUGGUGGUCUUUCAGCUAAACAACCUUUCAUUGAACAAGUGUUUCGGGAAGUAUGCCCCAACCAAGCGGAUAGUAACAUCUCAUAUUUUUUACACUAGAAGAGUAGAAAAACUGAUCAUUUAGUUUUAGAAAUAUAUCAAUAUUAUGUAUGUACAUAAAAACUGUGUCCAGGAAACUGUGUAUUAAUAUUUUAUACAAAUCAGUUUUAAAGUCAAGCAGUAGGAUUGUAGUAAGGAGGCCUUGAUUUUAGUUUCUUAAGGUAAUAUUGUACGUUAAAUUACAUUAUUUGUAUUUGACUUUAAUAAGGUAACCGAAUUUGAGGUAAAAUUAUUUAGUUAAUAAAUUUCAUAGAGUCUGGAAAUUUGUAAUUGUUCAAAACAGUACAAUUUAAAAAGUAAUGGAUAUAAAAAUUUUAUAUAAGUUUUAAGUAAAAAAAAAGAGGUGGAAAAUGCAAGUUUCAGAUUUUACUCAUCAUAUAAAUAUAAUGCAGAACAAGUAAGUAUUGUACUUAAGAUAUAUUUAUCAAACUAGUAUAUUAUUAAUCUUCUGAAAAUAUUAAAUAUUCUUGUAAAUAGAAUACUUAAAACGGUUAAUGAAGCGAUUUAUAUCAGGUAAUCAUACAUUUAUUUUCUUUACCUUUUCACGUGAUUAAUUUUAUACUUCCAAAAAUUCCCCAUUUGUUGUAACAUAGAAACUAUGUGUCAAGGCCAUCCUCAAAUAUAAAAAUCUAGCAUAUGUAUACCAAAGUAUAUAUUACCGUUCCUGGUUAAACAAGUCCUGAAAUUAACUAAAAUUAACAAUCUAUUUUCGUUUUAAAGAGUAAUAUAUUAAAGUAAAUAACAAAUUCCAUACAUAGAGUUAUCUUCUCUAUUUUUACUAAUAACGGUGUAUGGAAUAUAUAAAAGUAGUAAUAUAUUUUACUGGUACGCUAAAUCAUUUAUAGGUUUUGCUUAGACAUGAAUUAUCCCUGUGCACAUAUUUCAAAAUAUAAAAGUUAUAAUAUAUGGCUUAAUAAGUCAUAACAAGAUAUUGAAGAUAUACAAUUUUUUUUUUUCAUAUAGAAUUAAUUAAAAAUAAAAGUCAUGAAGUAGUUUAAUGAUAUUUAAUUCAUCAUGCCUUGGCUAU
Osmia lignaria (orchard mason bee) is the source of this 2392-nucleotide messenger RNA. RefSeq names its product protein phosphatase 1B. The record is from RefSeq and is a predicted model, not a curated record. Gene Ontology annotation, molecular function: protein serine/threonine phosphatase activity; manganese ion binding; magnesium ion binding. Gene Ontology annotation, biological process: protein dephosphorylation. Lineage: Eukaryota; Metazoa; Arthropoda; Insecta; Hymenoptera; Megachilidae.